UUGUGAUGGUGGUGGUGGCAGCAGCUGCGAGCGACUAGCACAUCGGUGUCCCUAGGAUUUCCUUUUGCGCGUCUCUCCAACGGGCAGGCAAUCUGAACGCACAGCGUACAGUCUUUGCCGAAGGUUGGAUUUUGUCGACCAAGCUAAUGAAAUGCAAGUUCACGCAACAACUCUGGAGCCUGUUCGCUGCAGACUGCAAAACUUUUUCUUAGAGGACAACACAAUAAAACGGCAAGCUUGCUGUUCGGUGUGAUGGUCGCCCGUAACAUCCGGAUGUUGUAUGGGUUGUUUUAGAGUAGAGUAGCCGUUCAGGCGGGGGAAGAGAGCCGGGGAGACCCGGCAGCUUUGCUGGCUCGGUCUUGCACGCUCCGACAUUGUUGUCUCCUUUCUCGCACAUCGGCUACGGUGAUACUGAAACAUUGAAUGGUUGCGACAGUGCUUCUCCCGGAGGAGGGAAGCAACCAGCACCGCUUGUUUACAGUCAUUUGAAAGUACCCUUCUUCAGAAUUUCAUCCCUGGAAAGACUUGGAGCAGGACAGAGAGGGGUUAGAAGGACGGGAGUCUUGGGCUUGACAAAGUUCUUCCAAAAUACUGUUUCACAGCACAGAUGAUGGGGGAUUUUGCAACCCCCGCUGCCGCGAAUGGCAGUAGUAUUUGCAUCAACAACAAUGCCAUCGGCAGCGGGCUAAGUGCGAACAACAACACCUCCACCAACAGCCUGGGCAUUCCGAAACACAGCACCGUGGUGGAGCGACUCCGGCAGCGGAUCGAGGGCUGUCGGCGCCACCAUGUGAACUGCGAGAACCGGUAUCAGCAAGCGCACGCCGAGCAGCUGGAGAUCGAACGCCGCGAGACGGUCACUCUGUACCAGCGCAGCCUGGAACAGAGGGCGAAGAAGUCCGCUAACAACAAGCAGCAGAGCAAGCAGCAAGACCCCGAUUCUGCAGCAAACACAGAACAGAGGAACAACACACUGAUAGCGCUUCAAGAGACGGUGAAAAGGAAACUGGACAUUGCUCGCUCGCCUUUGAACGGAGAUCAGAAUGGCCUCUGCGACGGGAACUACUCCCCAAGCAACAAGAGAUUACGGAAGGAGGGCGGUUUGGACUCGCUGGGGAACUUACCCAGCAGUGUACCUCCCAUCUCCCCCCUCCAUCAAAUGGACAUCAAGCCACCCCUGGCCAACAACAGCAAUGGCAACAACAUUGCAGGAAAUGGAAACGCUGGAAGCAACCACCUCACCGGGCGGCCAGACGAUCUCGGCAAGAACGGCGGUCUGCCCGACAUCAAGCUGAACGGGUCCUUGGACCUGGACGAUAGCUUCAGCCUGCUCAAAGACAUGAAGCAAGAGCCUCAGGAUGAGGUUGGAUGUAUGGAGUCGUCGGACACGGCCCUCUCGAACCAGAACAAGCUGUUUUCCGACUUCAACCUCAACGACCAGGAGCUCCAGGAGCUGAUCGACGAGCUCGCCAACACGGUGCCCGAGGACGACAUGCACGACCUGUUCAACGAGGAGGACGACUUCGACGAGAAGAAGGAGGCGGACUUCACGCGACUGCCCACCCAGACGUCGCUGCCCCAAGACCCGCCGCAGCCCGUGUCCGCCCCCGCGCCGCCCCCGCCGCCCUCCCAGAGCGGGCAGAUGCCCAUGGGCUCCCCCCAGGUGCGGCCGUCCUCCUCCGGCCCGCCCUUCGCCACCGCCGCCAGCGCCACGCCGCCCCAGCAGCCCUUGCAGCAGUCGCCGGCCGUCGCCAUGGCGUCGGGCUCGCCGGCCAACUGCGUGGCGCAGUCGCCGCAGGCGCCCACCCAAGCGCAGACGCAGGCGCCCCGGCCCGGCAACGGCUACAUGAUGAGCGCGGGGCCGGCGGUCGGGCCGGUGGGGUCGACGUCGGUGUCCGGCGGAGGCCCGGGUCCAGGUGGAGGUGGCGGCGGCGGUGGUGGUGGGGGACCGGUGCCUGUCCCUGUACCAGGCCCGCCCAGCGCUGACCUCUCCCCAGCGGAGCAGCUGAAACAGAUGGCCGCCCAGCAGCAGCAGAGGGCCAAGCUCAUGCAGCAGAAGCACCAGCAGCAGCAGCAGUCGCAGGCCGCCAACUGGUCGCCCGCCGGCCCUCCCACCAGCCCCUACGGGGGACCCUUCAACCCCGACAAACCAAAUAGCCCCAUGAUGUACCCUCAAGCCUUCAGCUCGUCCAACCCCAUGGUGCCAGCCAUGGCUGGGAACCCGCAGAAGCCCGGCAUGAACAACUACCUCCAGCAGAAUCACAUGAGCAUGAUGACUCCGCAGCAGCAGCAGCAACAACAACAACAACAACAACAGCAACAACAACAGCAGCAGCAGCAGCAGCAGCAGCAACAACAACAACAACAACAACAACAGCAGCAACAGCAGCAGCAGCAGCAGCCACCAAACAACAUGGCCGCUGCGCAGAGUGUCCUCAGCAAGCAGCUGUCCUACAGCAACACCAAGCCCCUGAGCCACUUCAGCGCCAUGGAGCACAUGGCCCAGCGGAUGACGCCGCCCAUGGCCAACCAGGGCAAGAGCCCCAUGAUGCCGUACAUGCAGGGCCCGGCGGGGCAGGGCGGAGGGCCACCCCCUGCGCAGGGGCCCAUGCCUGGACAGACGGCCCACCUGAGCGAAGAGCAGAAGAGGAUGCUGCUGAUGAAGCAAGGGAUGACCUACGGGCCCAUGCCGACACACGGACAGGACCCGGCCAUGGUGGCCAUGUCGCGGCAGGCGGGCGGAGUCCAGCCCCCUCACGGCGCGCCUGGAGGAGUGGCCCCGGGGGGGCCCAGCGCGGUGGGGCCCGGGCCAGGGCCGGGGCCAGGCGGUUACCUGGGCAACCCGCAGCAGCAGCAGCAACAGCAGCAGCAGCAGCAGGCGGCCAUGAUGAAGCAGAUGAUGGCGAUGGAGCAGGAGAAGAGGGUGCAGCUGCACCUGAUGGAGCAGCAGAAACAGCAGCUGCUCCGCGAGAGGCAGCAGCAGCAGCACAUCAUGGCAGAGCAGUUACAGCAGCAGCAGCAUCUCCCAAGGCAAAUGGGGCAGCCACAGAGAAACCCAUACCCUGUCCAGCAGGUCAACCAGUUCCAAGGGUCGUCUCAGGAGAUGGCAGUGAGGAACCUGCAGAACAUGCGCAAUGCGAGACUCCUCCAGCAGCAGCAGCAGCAGCAACAGAUGCAGCAGAUGCAGGGUGGCGCCAUGCAGGGCGGGAUGCCCGCGCAGCCCGACAUGGGCAUGCCCUACGGAGGCCAGCCGGGCGCCGGCGCCAGCCAAGCGGGCCUGUACGCAGCGGGCAUGGGCCAGAUGCAGCAGCAGCAGCAGCAUCCCAACCAAAGCAGCAUGGCCAUGGCCCACGGGGGGCCCGCGCCCGGGCACCGGCCGCCAGGCGGGGGACCCGCUGGCAUGAUGCCCGGCGCCGGAGGAGCGGGGGGAGGAGGGUACAGCCAGGGCAUGCUCCUCAACUCUGCCCUGAAAGGAGGAGGCCAGCCAAUGAGCAAGGCUCAGGCUCAGAGACUGCAAAGCAUGAUGGGAGCUGGCGGCGCAGGCUGGCAGCAGCAGCAGCAGCAGCAGAGCAUGCAGCCAAUGGGCGGCAGGACUACAAACGAAAUGGUGGGCUUCGGGGGUAUGCCAGCCGGGUAUGGAAUGCCACCGGGUCAGGGUCCGCCGCGCAUGCCCAAGCAGCACUAUGGGCAAGGGGGCAUGGUGGACCCACGCGCCAUGAACCCCGCGGGCAUAGGCCCUGGUGGUGCCCAAAUGAUGCCUCCGCACAUGGCAGCCCAGGGCAGGACCAACCAACCACGCGGCAUGAUGAUGCCCGGCAUGAACCAGGGCGUGCCCGCCAGCAUGGCGUCGGCGUUUGGACAAGCUGGGGGGCAGCCGGGGGGCAUGGGAGGACCGGGCGGAGCUGGAGGGGGUGGAGGGUAUCCAGGAGGGGCCCAGCCGCAAGGCUACCAGCGGACAUCCAGUCAGGACCUAGCGUACGGCUAUGCCAGUCAGUCAGCGGGGGGCGGGGGAGGUCAGUUUGGCCUGUCGGACGGAACGGACUUGGACUCAACGGACGGUUGGAUGGAGGAGUUUUUCCCCAACCAAUAG
Messenger RNA from Sardina pilchardus (European sardine), 4090 nucleotides. It is a transcript of the gene maml3, whose product is annotated as mastermind-like transcriptional coactivator 3. Gene Ontology annotation, cellular component: nuclear speck; nucleoplasm. The coding region runs from base 608 to 4090 and encodes 1160 amino acids. Gene Ontology annotation, biological process: positive regulation of transcription of Notch receptor target; Notch signaling pathway. NCBI's taxonomy places the organism in Eukaryota, Metazoa, Chordata, Actinopteri, Clupeiformes, Clupeidae. Gene Ontology annotation, molecular function: transcription coactivator activity. The transcript has 5 exons. The record is from RefSeq and is a predicted model, not a curated record.